This is a messenger RNA of Belonocnema kinseyi, 3672 nucleotides long. RefSeq lists its product as uncharacterized. Lineage: Eukaryota; Metazoa; Arthropoda; Insecta; Hymenoptera; Cynipidae. The record is from RefSeq and is a predicted model, not a curated record. The transcript is spliced from 4 exons. The coding region runs from base 658 to 3018 and encodes 786 amino acids.
GCGAUCAGGGAGCCCCUUCCUUUGACUCCCGCGCACAGCGUUCGCUAGCGGAUCGGUCCAUCCCUCUCUUUCUCACUCGGGAGUGCUCUCGGCGCCGCAGUCCUCUUCCUCUCUUUCACUCGCUCUUUGCAUCCUUGUUGCAAUCGCAACUAUCCCCUCCUCUUUCUUGUCUCGCUCGUAAAUCGUGGUGUGCUGUAUUGCUCCUGCUGUCACCUGAUCGCGGGACGCUUUUCGCGGGUGAGAUACCGCUCGGCCACCGAGUCAACUGAGUGCCGCGAUACUGUUGAGUGCCUCCCCGCCUCGGUCCGGCGCAACUUGUCUGUCACUACUCGCGAGACUCUCGCUGCGUGUGGGUCGAAAGUCAGCCGCUAAGAAAAGUGCCAAGUUCUUGUAAAUGACUCUUGAAAGUUUUCUUGGAUCUGUAGUGUUAGAUUAGUGUUGGAGACGUGAAUAUUGAAGGAGACUUUUAACGACACAGGAACUCUCGCUGUCUUGUUAACGACAACCUGCUGGUCGAUCCAGGAGAGGUCGAACCAUGACUUCUGCAAAAAUUGUGCAGUGUCAGUGAACUUACUCAAGAAAAGUGAUUUAUUUGAAGCAUAAAGGCUAGUUCCAGUGAUCGAGUUGAACCGAAGUUUAGUGAAAUCGUGAAGGGUAAUGGCGACCGCAACAAUGGGUCUGCGUCGUCGAGUGGCGGUGAACAACUCCCCCAUUCCGAUUCAAUCAUCCCCCUCAACUUCGAACAAGCGCUCGAGGUCUGAAAACAACAACAAUCCCUCGCAGGGCAAUCUUAAUUCGAUGAGCGGCUCCCGCGAGGAGCCCCCGGCAAAAAAAUCCCGCGGAACAUCAACGGCCUCGAAAAGCUCAUCCACAGGUGCGGAACACGGUCAAACCUCAAAGGGCAGGGUCUCAAUGUCCAGAUCAGGACAAAAUAAAACGUGUUCUACAUCAACUUCAUCCUCAAAUCCUUUGAUCAGUUUGGAAAGUGCCAGCAGUAGCGGUAAUGUGCUACCAACCACAUCUUGGCCAACCGCAUCAAGUAUGCCGGAUCCUGUGUCCUACGGCGGCGUGACAGGAUUGAACGUGACAGGUGGUCAGGCCGGUCUCUGCGCCGGAAGCCUUGGUAUGCCAUCGCCGAUUCCUUACAUGGCUGCAUCGAUGGCGACCUUCGUCGGGAACGCGACGAAUCUCGGUAAGAGCUCGUCGGUCUCGUACCUCGACAUUUCAAACAUGACGAGCGGAUCUCUCAGCUCAAAUACCGCUGGUGGCCUCAAUCCUGGCUACAUGGGCAACAUCAAGCCCACUGCUGUCCAUGAUCUGAAAAAUGGGAUGAACAUUUACCCAGGAAUGGGCAGUCCUGCGAACAAUGGACCUUACAGUAAAAAUCAACCUAGAAGUCAAAAUGUGGAUGCUGUUAGUCUACCUAAGAAGUUUCAAAACGACGCUAUGUAUGAUACUUACCAGCCCUGGGUGAUCAAGACCUAUGGCGAUCUUGCCAAGACUAAGACGAUUACUAUCAAGAAGUACGCUCGGAUAUUGAGGACUCUUAGAGGUGAGGAAGUCAACAGUGCAGAAAAUAGCAAAUUUCGAUUCUGGGUUAAGAGCAAAGGUUUCCACAUCGGCCAACCGGAAGGGUAUGAUGCGAAGCCGGCGGACAGGAUCAUCGGCCGGCAUGCUGUCACCAGUCCCGGAUUGGAUCCUCCUCUUUAUGUUCCUACUCAGCCGCCACACAAUAAGGCUUUAAAUGGAGCUGAAGGCACAGUACCUCCCGGAAGAAUCUUCAAAAAGGUCGCAAUUGUUGAAAACUUUUUCGACAUCAUUCAUGCCGUCCAUGUCGAUCUCGAGGGUCGUCCAGGAAAACAUGCUGGUCAAAAAAGGACCUACAGGACGAUUACCGAAACUUACGCCUUCCUUCCCCGAGAGGCAGUCACCCGCUUUUUGUUGGGUUGCACCGAGUGUCAGCGCCGACCCAGAACUCCCAGCCCCAGCAAUCUUCCGAACCAGCCUCAUGCGAAUACAUCAACCGCCUCAUCAACGCCAACAACGGCUCUUUCGGCUGGAGCAUCCACUAUGACAAACUCAACUACAAUUACCCCGACAACCCCCUUGAGUCCAACCCCCGGAACUGUGCUUUCUACCACUUCCAUGCAAAACAGCCCGAAACCCCGUGAAGCUAGUCACGCAGAGAGCAAGAGCCUCUUCAACUACAGGCAUCCCAAACACCAAAAAGCUCUUCCACCUCCUGAGAAACUUGAGAAGGAUAAGGAAGAUAAGCUCAAGGAAGAGAAGCUCAAAGAAGACAAAUUCAGAGAAGAAAAACUCAAAGAGGAGAAAUACAAGGAAGAGAAGCACAAGGAGGAGAAGUACAACCCCCUGAGCAUUACCAAUUUGCUCAAGAAGGAUCCCACCUUCACUCCAACGACCGAAAACCUACUCGAAUCCCGAAGGACGCCCGAAUCUGAUCGAGCAAGUUCUAGGAGUUCUGCUUCCUCCAAGAGAAGGAGGAUGUUGCCUGAGAGACGAACACCUUCACCGCAACCUUCUCAUCCCUUGGCUAGACCCUGGAGCCCAGGUCUGGACACUAAGAACACUCCUAUCGACUAUAGCCUUCCCAUCACUACCACGUACCUGAAGCACCAAAAGAGAAUCCUCGCUGAGCAAAACAAGAAAACUCCCUCCAGGGAGGAAAUUGCGAUCCAGGAGGUUCGCAAGGCCGCUUCCCUUUCCGAGGCUGAAAACAUGGAGAACGAGAGGUUCUCUCCAGCAGCAGGUCUGAUCGAUACGAACCUGAAUCUUCUUGCCACGAUUCAACACCUCCACUGCCAGGUCAUGUUGGCUCUAACCGAAAGGCUCAGGCCUUCCACAAUCAUGCCUAAUCAUCUCGCUCUACCAGCAGCGAAUCUAAUGCCCAGUUCUAUCUUUGGGCACAAUCCGAUGCUUGGGCACACUUCACUUCUUGGGGCUAGUUCAAUGAUUGGACACAACUUUUCGAUUCCUGCGAGUCAAAAUCACUCUUGAGAGACGGUUUUAUAAGGAGAAGAUUUCAUCAAGUGUGAUGCAGAUUUUAAACAGAUCUCGAUGUGCUUCUAGAGUUGGACCGCAAUUUUGUGAAGAUAGAAACUUGCCAGGUUGUAGUGGACUCUCGAGCUAGUUAAGUUUUCUAGCUUUUGAAAUACAGAAUAUUUAUUUUUUUAUUUAUUGAUAGUUCUUCGUUUGGUUGGAAACGACGAUUUAAGGAAAAUUAUCGCGUGCCUUCAGCGAGAUUUUUUAUUUUUAGAUAUCCUCUAAACUACGAGUAUAGUUCUAUCAACUCCAAAAUCAAUUCUUGUAAGUUAUUUUGCCAAAAAUUCUUAAGAAAUCAAAGCUCAUCUGAAGAUUUAUUAAGUGUAUAGUUGCUAAGAAUCCGUAGCUUCUCGAAGAACAACAGUAGUACAAUAGAACUUAGGGCCUUACCGGUGUGCUUAUGUGAAAUGUCUAGAAGUUCGAUAUUGUUCUGAAAGUAGAAGAUCCCUCAAUGGGAUUAACUGUAACUCUUGAUCUACCCCAGAGAGAUCGACAAUUUAUUUUGUACAUACUCGUUGUAAAAUAGCGAAAAUAGCUUUAAGGUUGAGGCAUGUCCUCGCAAACAGUUUUAAUAUUAUUGUGCUAUCAACGUUAUUAAAUUUACCUGAG